GGCGAGCGGCGCCGGCACCCCCGGGCGGGCGGGCAGCCCCGCACCUCCCCGCGGGUGGGAGAGCCGCGCUGGGGCGGUGCCGCCUCUCCCCGGAGGAGCGGAGCCUCCACAGCUCCCUGUGCCCGCCGCCGCCGGACGAGAGCGGAGCUGCGGCGGGGCUUCGCUCGCUCGCCCUCCCGCCCUCCCUGCCUGCGGCGGGCCCCGGGGCGGCGGCGGCAUGUCGGCGGAGCGCGCCUGGAGACUAUACCUUCUGUAAAGCUUUGUGGAAGACAGAUGUGUGUGCUGCAAUGGUGACAUAAAUAUUUCAGAGGACUGGAACAAGUUGUUGAGAAUCUUUGUUUUUAAGGCUGCUGGCGAGAACAAUCUAAGGCAAGUAAACAACAUGAGUUUUAUCAUGAAACUUCACAGACAUUUUCAAAGAACAGUUAUUUUGCUGGCCACUUUUUGUAUGGUGAGCAUAGUUAUUUCUGCGUACUACUUGUAUAAUGGCUACAAACAGGAAAAUGAACUUUCAGAAAUCUCUUCAGAAGUGGAAUGUGGUGAUCUUCAACUUCUGCCCUACAAGCUGAUGGAGAUGAAGACCGUGAAGCCCAUUGAUCCCCUGAGGACACAUCUUGUAGUGCUGGUGUUUGUGGAAAGUCAGUACUCAACGUUAGGCCAAGAUAUAAUAACCAUUUUAGAAUCUAGCAGAUUUCAGUUUCACAUUGAGAUUGCACCUGGGAAAGGUGACCUCCCAGUGCUUAUAGACAAAAAUAAAGGCAAGUAUGCUCUCAUAGUAUAUGAAAAUAUACUAAAGUAUGCGAAUAUGGACUCUUGGAACAGAGGCCUUCUAGAUAAGUACUGUAUAGAAUAUGGUGUAGGUGUUAUUGGAUUUCACAAAGGUAAUGAGAACAGCUUGCAGAGCUCUCAGUUGAAGGGCUUUCCUUUCCAUGUCCACAGCAAUCUGGGUAUUAAGGACUGUUGCAUUAACCCUCAUUCCCCACUGCUCCAUGUGACUAAGUCUUCUAAGCUUGAGAAAGGUCCCUUGCUUGGAAAUGACUGGGCGGUUUUCCAGAUUAAUCAUACAGCUUAUCAACCAGUGAUAUUUGCAAAAGUAAAGACACCAGAAAACCUUUCACCACCUGCUGCUAAGAGUGCUCUCCAUGCCACAGUCAUUCAUGACCUGGGGCUCCAUGAUGGGAUUCAACGGGUCCUUUUUGGCAAUAACUUGAAUUUUUGGCUGCACAAGCUGAUUUUCAUAGAUGCCAUCUCUUUCUUGUCUGGAAAGAAGCUCAGACUGUCCUUGGAUAGGUACAUUCUGGUUGACAUAGAUGACAUCUUCGUUGGGAAGGAGGGAACAAGAAUGAACACCAACGAUGUACAGGCCCUGCUUGACACUCAGAAUCUUUUGAGAGCUCAGAUUACAAAUUUUACUUUCAACCUGGGAUUUUCAGGGAAAUUUUAUCACACAGGCACUGAAGAGGAGGAUGAAGGCGAUGACCUGCUGUUGAGGUCUGUAGAUGAGUUUUGGUGGUUUCCCCAUAUGUGGAGUCACAUGCAGCCUCAUCUCUUCCACAAUGAGUCGUCACUGGUGGAGCAGAUGAUCCUCAACAAAAAAUUCGCCCUAGAACAUGGUAUUCCAACUGAUUUGGGCUAUGCAGUGGCUCCACACCAUUCUGGAGUCUAUCCAGUACAUGUUCAACUUUAUGAUGCCUGGAAAAAGGUCUGGAAUAUCAGAGUUACCAGCACAGAAGAAUACCCACAUCUGAAGCCUGCAAGGUAUAGACGAGGCUUCAUCCACAAAAAUAUCAUGGUGCUUCCUAGGCAAACUUGUGGCUUAUUCACCCACACAAUUUUCUAUAAAGAGUAUCCUGGAGGCCCGAAGGAACUAGACAAAAGUAUUCAAGGAGGAGAGUUGUUCUUCACCGUGGUUCUCAAUCCUAUUAGCAUCUUCAUGACACAUUUGUCUAAUUAUGGAAACGACCGCCUGGGGUUAUACACCUUUGUGAAUCUGGCCAACUUUGUUCAUACCUGGACAAACCUGAAACUGCAAACUCUUCCUCCGGUUCAGCUGGCUCACAAGUAUUUUGAACUAUUCCCUGAGCAAAAGGACCCUCUCUGGCAGAAUCCUUGUGAUGACAAACGGCACAGAGAUAUCUGGUCUAAAGAAAAAACCUGUGAUCGAUUACCAAAAUUCUUGGUUGUAGGACCCCAGAAAACUGGUACCACAGCCUUGUAUUUGUUCCUGAUCAUGCAUCCUUCCAUCAUUAGUAACUCCCCCAGCCCAAAAACCUUUGAGGAGGUACAGUUCUUUAAUAGAAAUAACUACCACAGGGGGAUUGAUUGGUACAUGGAUUUCUUCCCCACUCCUUCUAAUGUCACCACUGACUUCCUCUUUGAGAAAAGUGCCAACUAUUUCCAUUCUGAGGAAGCUCCUAAGCGAGCUGCUUCUCUCAUCCCCAAGGCCAAGAUCAUCACCAUCCUCAUCGACCCCUCCGAUCGGGCGUAUUCCUGGUAUCAGCAUCAGCGAUCCCAUGAAGAUCCUGCAGCUCUAAAAUUCAGCUUCUAUCAGGUGAUCACAGCUGGACCUCGAGCCCCAUCUGAGCUUAGAGCUCUCCAAAAGAGAUGCCUAGCACCUGGAUGGUAUGCUACCCAUAUUGAAAGAUGGCUAACUUACUUCCCACCUUACCAGUUGCUAAUUAUUGAUGGACAGCAGCUGAGAACCGACCCGUCUACUGUAAUGGAUGAAGUACAGAAAUUUCUGGGAGUCUCUCCUCAUUAUAAUUACUCUGAAGCUCUAACGUUUGAUUCGCAUAAAGGUUUCUGGUGUCAGCUCCUGGAAGAAGGAAAAACAAAGUGUCUUGGAAAGAGCAAAGGUAGAAAAUACCCUCCUAUGGAUUCUGAGUGCAGGGCUUUUCUGUCAAGCUACUACAGAGAUCACAAUGUGGAACUGUCAAAACUCCUACACAAACUGGGACAACCCCUGCCAUCAUGGCUGAGACAGGAGCUACAGAAAGUAAGAUAGCAUUGAAAAAAGGCUUUUUGAAAUGUCUCUUCCACACUUCGGUCAUCAUACCUAAAGUCUCCAGUAGCUACCAGAAAGUCUUGUAAGAUAUACCUCUUCAAAAAAGAGUAAAAGAUAGAAAUUAUUUCCAUAUGCUGGCAUGUGGAUUGUGAAAAUACAUGUGUUAGAGCUCUGGUGGGUCAAAUCUUUCUCAUAAACAUUUCUGGGCCUAUGGACUUGUGGAUUACCAUGCACAUAUAUGGAAGUUAUUCGCAACUGGUAUAAGCUUCAGAGAUACACGACCUGUCCAAUUUCACGGUAAAUAUUUAGAUUUUUAUAUAUCAGUUUAAAAGUAUUGUGUCUCAUGUAGGUUUUGUAGCCCAUUGUUAGACAGCUGACAGUUUUUCUUACUAUUUGAUUAUUGUCUUGCAUAAAAUAAGAAAAUUUAAUGUAGCACAAAUGCCAAGUGUACUUCUGCCUUUGGAAUCAGCUUGCUAUUACCCAAAGUAUAUACUAAAAAGGAUGAGAAGUACAGUUAUCAUAUAUGAUUUAGCUGUGCACAGCAACAAAAUGCAUGGAGCAAAAUCUGGAAGCCACAGGCAAAAGCAGUGUGGAAGAAAACAAACACACCCCCCCGCCCCCCCCCCCCCCCAAAAAAAAAAAAAAAAAUCACGUAUGAUUAUAGCCUGUAACAACAAACCCUUACGAUGUGGUAAGGGCCUUUAUCCAUAAUUACCUUGUCUGAUUUUGUACUGACUGAAAAGGCAAAAUCCAUAACGUAGCCAUUAUCUGAACAGGAAUUUAACUGGACUUGUGAAGCUCAAAAGUUGCAGUAUAAUCCUUAUGAGCAUAUUAUACUUAAACCAUUGUGAACCGAACUGAAGCAGUGCAAUGAGCAGGCUUUCACUCCUGGCUUCUCUGAGCAGCCAGGCCUGGAUACUGCACUCUGGGCUUACACUGCUGUGAAUCAGGAGUGACUCCACUGAAAUGAAUGAAAAAACUGUAAAGAGCAGUAGCAGAUCCAUACUUAGAUUGCCUUAUUUUGCACCACUAUUUUUUCCUUAAUGCUUUGAGUAUUCCAAGAUCCCUCACCCUGAUCAAAAUUGUAGCAUCUUUCAGUAACCUUCAGUUUACAUCAGCUGCAAAAAUCCAUCAGAUUUCCAGAUGAAAAUGCUGGUUCUGGUUCCAUCUGGUUCCAGAUACACUAAACAUGUUUGGUGUUAAAUAUGAGGAAUAAGCUUUAGGGGAAAAAAAAAAACAACGAUAAUCAUGGUAGAAAAUUACGCUCUAAUACUGGAAAACACAAAUAUCCAGCCUUGCAUUUAUGUGAUACAUUUCAGUGAUACAUCUCACAAUGCAUCAGUUCAGAUGUGAGAUAAAGUCUAAUUAAUAGUACUUAAAAGUUGAGAAAGAUCAAUGAAGACUUCAGCUGAGUAUGUUGGUAAUGCUUCUCCACUGAACUUUGGCUCUGAGCGUUUCUAAAGGCAUGAAGAGGUAGUGAAAACAAAAGCGAAUUACAGUACUAAAUGCAAUGCUUUUUAGAGUAGCUCUCUAAUGUUAUCAUGAUCUGUUUUAGGGUGAAUAGUUAAAAACAUGCAUCAAAUGGUGGGAAAACUUUAUAUGUCUCAGUGCUGGUUUACGACAUUUAUGUAAUCAUAUACUUUAACUUUCAAGGUAGUGGAAUGGAAACCAGUCUGUUAUUCCCUAAAUAGAAAACAACUGUUGAGAUCCUUACUGUACCUCUAACUGGUUAUCUUUAUUAUUUAUUGAUUUUGUCUAUGUAAUACCUGGUUUUGAUAGGCCUGUAAAGAAAAAAAUCUAGACAAAUUUGCUGUAUAUAACGAUAUUCUUUACGCAGCACAUUUUUGCUAAGGGAAUAUGCAUGAAAAAUGAUGAGGACUUACUAGAGUAGACAUUUUUUAAAAUGAAUGGCUUUAUUAUUUAUUAGACAGAAUGAGAAUUUUCAUUUCACUUUAAAUAUUCACCGUCAUAUGGAUUCAUCCCAAAAGCUGACUUGUCUUAAAAUGCUACUUCUUUGAUAAAAGAAACACUCUGGAUUCUGAACAUCUGUAAAAGCAAAUACUCUGCAUGCUAUGGACAGCUCAUGCGUCCUGCAAGCAUCUAUAUGGAUUUGAUACAACUAAAUUGAAUAACUGGAGAAAAUACUUGGGGUUUUCAUCCUGGCAUGAUUGAUUUUACCCUUAAUAGAAUUUGAUGUAUUGUCACUCAAACGUUCUAAAAAAAUCCACAGGGAUUGCACAGAGCUCCUGUUUUGUGCACUGCUGCCUCAGUUACUCCAUGUUCUUCAGAGCAGCAAUUAUAAAAUAGAAUAAAAUAGGAAAAACUUUGGGCACUAUGAAGUGCCUGAAGUUUUCAUGGUGAGAGGACCCUCUGCACACAAAUUGAGUGCCUCCUACGUGCAGGAGGAAUGCGCUUCAGCCACAUUCAUAGUUCAUUCUUUGUUUUCAAGAGCUCCCUUUCUGUCGUCUCUCUCUGGGAAGCGAAGGCGCCCGCAGAACGAGAAUGAGUGGGCAGUCACGGACAGAGUGCUGAUGGGGACGUGCAUGUUGGUCGCAUUGUCCCUCCGGGAAUUUUACAACAGACAAGUUGACAUGUCUCAGAUCUGUGGACUACUUCUGUGAAGUCCUCUCUGAGGUAUGGCAAGGAGCCCCCUACAGUUGCUGGUGAUCUGGUAAAACAGCCCAGCUGCAGUCACCAUGUAGCACUGGGAGGGUAAGUCCCCCACGUGCACGGCCUUGGCCUGGGCUGGGACUAGGCUUCGUUUGGCAGCUAAACACAAAGCUCAUCCUCCAGGAAGGAGUGCCAUGGUGACGCUCAAGUCCUGAUGAGGAACAGUAGGGCGGAGCUCUUGUAUCGUCCCAGUGCCCUUCCUAAUGGAGGGAACUGGGAACGAAAUGAAUGAGUUCCUAGGGAAAUCUUCUGCGGAUUCCUGUGGUAACUUUACCUGAGUCAAUACUGAGAACAAAGUAGCUUGACCUGGAACUGUGCAUCUGAAAGGGCAUGAUCUUGAAUCUGCGUAAGUCCAAGCUCCUGUGGUGCAGCUGUUAAGCACCAGCAUCUUUAGAAAAGGUGCUGCGGGAUUAGCUGCUUUUACGCUAGCGGGCUAGUCUCAGACCCAAAUGCAGCAGAGAGGUAAAGGCAAACUGAUGGUGCUCUUCGCAGUUCUGAAUUUCUGACAUUCGCUUAUUACUUGUGUAUACAAAGAUGGUAUGAAGCCACUUUUUUUUUCUCCAGAACUAUUCUAUUUAAAUAUGUUCUUACAUUUAACAGGAGAGUUUAGAAAGCAGAAUGACUUUUAAUGUGCAGUCAACUUGGUGAAGAAUGAAGAGUCUGGGCAAAGCAUGCAGACAACAGCUAGAUGUGUUAUUCCCCAAAUCAUAGGAUGCACAUGAGUACAGCUGAGUAAACAAGUCACACAACAUGAAUUAUCUGACAAAGUUUAACCUCUUCUAUUCACAGCUUACCUACAAUCAGUGUUUGAUUUCCAGAGCUAGACUAUCAGUAUUAACUUUCUUAAAAGAAUACUGAUUCAUUACAACGAAUUUAUAUUUCCUAGUCAAAGGCAGGUGUUUUAUUGUGGCUGGUAACACAGCCAUGGUUUCUGUUCCCCUGGUAGAUAACUGCACGAGCAAUUUCUUUUUAAGAUCCUUGAUUAUGCGAGCUUCACCUUUAUUUUCAUAAAUGUGAUGCUGAAAUUUGCUUUCUGCAGACAUCCGUGCCAUUAAAAAUCAAUGUGUGAUUAUGAGCAGAAAGUGACCGUUGGGGGGGGGGGGGUGUAAACACAGAGCCUAAUAUGAAAUCACUUAAUUAUUUGAGCAAACAUUCCUGAAAAUACUGUGAUAUUUUCCCAGUUCUACUUGUGCAGAAAGAAUGAGUUUCAAUGAUUUGCAGACUAUCUUGUACAGAAUAUCCUUUUUCAUUGCUUAAAAAUGUGAAACUUCCUCAGGAAGAAAUUAAAUAGAUAUUUCAAUGUUUAUAGAUGUAAUACUCUUGUCAUUCACAUUGAAUGAAAAUUGCUGGAAACAUUUUUCUCAAAGUUUUUUAAAAUAAAAAAUAGAUAUUAUUCUGAUAGUGGCAUGGUAUCUGAAGUGCAACAAUAAACUCUGAUAAGAAAAUGUAGUGCUGUGUGGAAGUGAUUUUUA
This is a messenger RNA of Phalacrocorax carbo (great cormorant), 7146 nucleotides long. Lineage: Eukaryota; Metazoa; Chordata; Aves; Suliformes; Phalacrocoracidae. The record is from RefSeq and is a predicted model, not a curated record.